UAACUGGCGGCCGCAACUUAAUAUCUCGCAGCCGCCACUUAAUCAUCUGAAUUAUCUGACGCUAUCAGUCAGACCAAAGACUCGAAGCUUUGGAGAAGGAAAUCUUCACAGGUGAGCUCGCUGUUCCCGCUUUAAUUUUUGGUUUGCUUAGUUCUAAUAACGCCAGGUAAUGAAAAAUCCCUCCCUGUAGGCCAAUAUUGCCAAAGCUUUUGGCAGAUGAGAUGUAUUGCUUUUAAUAGCCUUUAGUACCGUAGUGUUAUCAUGCAUAAUGCAUGAGGCCCCUGAUUGUCUCGACUCUGCCUGUGAUUAUGACAAAGCGGCUGAUUUUUGCUACUAAACACUAAUAUUUUCACGGUAUGGUGUUCAAAAUGUGUAUGUAGUAUACAUGUUGUAUUAUUUUGCUCACACAGAUAAGCUAUGGAUCAAGAUAUUAUAGCCACGUAUUUCCAUUUGGGUCUCAGCUACACGGAAAUUUUGUAUGCGCUUGCUUUAAACCACCGAAUCGUCAUAAGUCUUAGGACACUGAAAAGACGCUUGCGUCAGCAACGUCUGUUUCGACGCAAACACUUCACUGACAUUCUGGAAGUCGCUGACUUCAUUUUUGAUCAGAUCAAUGAAAGUGGAAUUAUGCAUGGAUACAGAUGGAUGCAUUUGAAAUGUCUGCAAGCUGGCAAAGUCGUUCAACGAGACACGGUUUAUGCCGUUAUGAAGAUCCUAGAUCCUGAUGGUCUGCAACUUCGGAGAAGAGGCAGGCUCAUAAGAAGGGAAUACUUCGCAAGGGGACCCAACUACUUGUGGCACCUGGACUCCUAUGACAAACUUAAGACGUAUGGGUUGCGCAUCAAUGGGUGCAUUGAUGGGUUUUCGCGUCAGAUAGUUUGGCUAAACGUAUAUCGCACGAGCAGCGAUCCUAAGGUAAUUGCUGGAUAUUACAUGGAAGCAGUGAGCGCUAUGGAGGGAUGUCCAAGUAUGAUCAGAGGAGACAUGGGAACCGAGAACGGGCGUGUGGCGAUGAUGCAAGAGUUCUUGUCGGAGCAGAAUAGCUUCAUAUAUGGGAAAAGUACUCACAAUCAGCGGAUAGAGGCUUUUUGGUGUAUGCUGCGUAAAGAAUGCACACAAUUUUGGAUUGAUGCUCUGAAGACAUUGAAGGAUGUUGGCGAUUUCACAGGAGACUCUCUAGACACAGGUCUUGUCCAAUUCUGCUUUAUGAGUUUGGUCCAGAAUGAUCUUGAUAGGAUGUCGUCUGUCUGGAACUGCCAUCGCAUACGACGUUCAAAGAAUCAGAACGUUCCCAACGGAAGACCUGUAGUUCUCUUCUCCAUGCCAGAAUUGUUUGGCCGACGUGACUACUUGAAGCCAGUUGACCAGGAACAUAUCGAAGCCUGCUGCACCGAGUGUACCUUCAGGGAUGGCCUUCCGUGUGACGAGGAGUUAUUUGAACUCUUCAUUAUUUACAUGACUGAACAUUCUUUGGAACAUCCUGGCAAUGUAGAGCAGGCACUGCAGCUUUACCACGCGCUGCGUGAUGCCAUUCGACAGGAUCUGGAACAGUAAUAUAUAGACCUAUAUAGUUUCUCACAAUACUGUCAGUGUCGGUGAUACGUGCUGCCCAGAAACGACUUGUGGAUCAGUAAUGAGAUGAAUUAUUGAUGUUAUAUGAAAACCUCCAAUUUGUAAAAAAAGAAGCACAUGUCACGAAGUAGACAUCAAUUACAAAAAGGCCAUUAAUGAACCUCUUAAAGUUGAAAUUGGUGUACUAAGUUGUCAGUUUUCUGAAAUCAAGUACAUGGAAUUAUUGAAGUAAUUGAGUAGGAUAAACAGCCAACGUCAAGGAUAAACAGCCAACGUCAAAAAAAAAUAGCCGAUAUCCCACUCAGCCCAGCCAGACGUUAUUAAAAUAUCAAGCAACAGGUUUCAUGUGUGUUGGUGGGGGUGAGGGACCUUCUGCUGAGCAACCCCAGCAAAUAAGGCGAAGUACACCAUGUCUGCACCCCUGGACCCAUUCUUAGAACAUAGACUCGAAUGCCAUGAAUGACGUACAGACAAAUCUAUGUAGAUUACACUACUAAUUACAUUCUUACCUAUUUCUUAGUUUUGUUUAUGUAUAAGUC
Messenger RNA from Patiria miniata (bat star), 2111 nucleotides. RefSeq lists its product as uncharacterized. Bases 418 to 1554 code for a protein of 378 amino acids. Lineage: Eukaryota; Metazoa; Echinodermata; Asteroidea; Valvatida; Asterinidae. The transcript is spliced from 2 exons. The record is from RefSeq and is a predicted model, not a curated record.